UAUUAGACUAAUGACUAAUUAAUAUGUAUAUAGACAUCUCAAUAACAUUAGGCUAGGACUGUUCAUCAGAGUGUAUAUCUGUUAUCUGAUCAUUGUAAUAUAAUAAAACGUGGCAAGAAUGAGUAUGUUCAUUGUUAAAGAUUAUUUUCGAGGAACUUGAAGUGGGGAGUAAUUAUACCACAUUUAUAAUUAUUUCGAAAAUGGCUCAUUCAAUUAAGGUUGGAAUAAUUGGAGGGACAGGCAUGGACAACCCUGAUAUCCUGAAAAAUAGGUCAGAUAAAGAAGUAACUACCCCUUUUGGUUCUCCUUCGGAUAAACUAGUUUUGGGGGAGAUAUGUGGAGUUCCCUGUGUUCUGCUGUCCAGACAUGGUAGAAACCACAAUAUUUUACCUCAUCAAGUCAAUUAUCGAGCCAAUAUUUGGGCCUUAAAACAAGAAGGCUGUACUCAAAUCAUCAUCUCGACAGCUACAGGUUCACUUCGUGAAGACUACAAACCAGGCGAUUUGGUUAUUUUAGACAAUUUCAUUGACAAUACUCAUGGCAGGCAUCAAACCUUCUAUGAUGGUACUUGCAAAGAAUUCGAAGGUAUUUGUCAUAUACCCAUGGAACCACCCUAUUGUGAUAAGUUGAGAAACGUGAUAAUCAAAACAGCAAAUAACAUGGAUAUACCAUAUCAUCCUUCAGGAACUAUUAUAGCUGUGAAUGGGCCACGGUUCUCAAGUAAAGCUGAAAGUCUUAUGUUCCGUCAGUGGGGCGUUGAUGUAAUUUCAAUGACAACAUGUCCAGAGGUUGUCUUGGCUAAAGAAGCUGGUAUCAGUUAUGCAGGGAUAGCUCUCAUUACAGACUAUGAUUGUUGGAAACCAGAUGCUGAACAUGUUUCACAUGAAUUAGUUUUGAAGAUUUUCAAGGAAAAUAUUGAAAAAGUUGUAAAACUCAUUUGUGCAACUGUUGAAAAUAUGAAGAAAGAAGAUUGGUCCGAGAAAAUCAAAGAAAACAAAGAAUUUGUUAAGAACAGUAUUUGGAAAUGAUGAAGACUUCAUGUGAUCUAUUGCCAAUAAGUUCUUUGAAAAGUAUUGAAAUUUCAUUAUGAAUAAAUAUAUAAUAUAUUUUUGAAUUAGGUAUAAUACAUAGGCCUAUAACUUUA
Messenger RNA from Harmonia axyridis, 1144 nucleotides. RefSeq names its product S-methyl-5'-thioadenosine phosphorylase. The record is from RefSeq and is a predicted model, not a curated record. Bases 201 to 1028 code for a protein of 275 amino acids. Gene Ontology annotation, biological process: nucleoside metabolic process. Lineage: Eukaryota; Metazoa; Arthropoda; Insecta; Coleoptera; Coccinellidae. Gene Ontology annotation, molecular function: S-methyl-5-thioadenosine phosphorylase activity. Gene Ontology annotation, cellular component: cytosol. The transcript is spliced from 6 exons.